GCGCCACGAUUUUAGUAACUCCGAAAAUCGUAGCGUUGUGCAUCUCCUUACUGAUCUCUGUCUUACAUAAGACAGUCGACUAUCUUCGUUUUACCUUUAUCCACAUUUGCAAAAUGGCUGCCAGCAGAAUUAAUAUUAUUGCGAGAUCAUUCUCCUCUUCUGCUGCUGUACAGCAGAUGGUCAAGCCGCCAGUGCAGGUGUUUGGGUUAGAAGGCCGUUACGCUACUGCCUUGUUCUCUGCUGCCAGUAAGCAGAAAUCGUUGGACGUUGUUGAGAAGGACUUAAUUAAGUUUCAGGGUCUCUUGAAGACAGACGCAAAAUUAGCUGAAUUCGUGAAGGAUCCUUCGAUAAAGCGCAAAUCCAAGGUUGAGGCCUUUAAAGGCAUUGGUGGAGCAGCCAACCUGAACCCAGCCACUACAAACUUGUUAGCUCUUCUCGCAGAGAAUGGACGUUUGGGAAAGAUUAAUCAAGUAAUCAAUGCAUUCAAGGUCAUCAUGGCUGCUAAUAGAGGAGAAGUAGUUUGUGAAGUAAUCACUGCAAAACCAUUGGAUGCUGACAGCAAAAGCAAAUUGGAGGGUGCUCUUAAGUCGUUCCUUUCCAAGGGACAAACGCUUCUGCUUACAACCAAAGUUGAUCCAUCCAUCAUUGGCGGUAUGGUUGUAUCCAUUGGUGAUAAGUACGUCGACAUGAGCAUCUCUAGCAAAGUCAAGAAGUACUCUGAGCUCAUCAGUGCUGCAGUUUGAGCAAUACGUAUGUGCUUCAUUUUCUAAUUGGAUUGAUCAACCAUCCACUACUUUCAUGUAGUUAAGUGCAAUCGCAACGAUGCACAUUAAAAAUAACUAAUGUUAUUAAUAAAUGAAUAUAGGAAUAAAUGAUUUAUUUAAUAUUCCGUUAA
Cephus cinctus (wheat stem sawfly) is the source of this 895-nucleotide messenger RNA. RefSeq names its product ATP synthase subunit O, mitochondrial (gene ATPsynO). Bases 114 to 743 code for a protein of 209 amino acids. The transcript is spliced from 4 exons. NCBI's taxonomy places the organism in Eukaryota, Metazoa, Arthropoda, Insecta, Hymenoptera, Cephidae. Gene Ontology annotation, molecular function: proton-transporting ATP synthase activity, rotational mechanism. Gene Ontology annotation, biological process: proton motive force-driven mitochondrial ATP synthesis. The record is from RefSeq and is a predicted model, not a curated record.